UACAAAAGUCCUCAAAAAUACAAGCCGGAAAUACCUCUUUUGUUUGGUGAUGAUCACCAUAGUAACUGAAUGCCUUAGAGGGAUUAACUCCGCGUCGUAUUACAGUUGAUCUUCAUGUACAAAAUAAUCCAAAAAAUAUCGAUCCUUGUGGCUUGAAACACCGUAACAACAUCUAUAACAAACCAAGGAAGAAUUAAGAAAGCCUUUGGUAAUAAUUUACUUCUAUUUUAACAUCGUUUUUUGUCAAAAGAGUCGACAUUUUGAAGCCUGAGCCCAACCUGUAAAGUUUGAUUUUUGACUGAUUUUCAAGAAAUCAAAACUUCAAGACCUCAAGGAAGAUGAGCCCUUUGAAGGCGAUGGAUUCAAGCCCUUCUUCAUCAGAUCUUCGUUCUAAUGGUACAUCGAAAUUCCAUGGCUUUAUUUCGAAUUCAGGCGACGCCAUCACAGCAAUUGCUUUUGUGAUAGUGAUCUUGUUUACAGUCUUUGGCAGCUUGUUGAUCGUUCUGUCUAUCAUAAGAAAUAAGACUACCAAACUUCGCUAUACGAAUCAUUGUUACAUCAUGAGCUUAGCUUUUGGGAAUCUCUUGAUGGCAAUUAUUGUCAUGCCCAUACGAGUAAUGAGCUUCUUGGACAAACCUGGCUGGAUUGAACGUGCUGAACUCUGUCAGAUUUACAGCGUGAUGUUUGUCUUCUGUUGCACAAUUACAGUGCUUUCUAUGGCUGCAAUGAGCGUUGAUCGCUACUUUUCGAUCCCAAGAUCUGCAAGAUACCAGAAAAUGCUGUCCUCUUGCCGUGUCUUUACUUUGAUUGCAUUUCUCUGGGUGAUAGCUGUAAUAGUUUCUUUCCCACCAGCCAAUUUCCAUUCCUCAGAAUCACCGAGGCCCACUUGGGAUUGCAAGCUUAAUCAGAUCUACAGCCGUCCCUAUGUCUAUUGCUUUGUAGUUAUUGAAGUCCUGGUGCCAGUCAUCCUGAUGCUUGUUAUUCACUGCCGAAUCACCAAAGCAAGGAUGAAUCAUUUUAGAUCUGUUGACAUCAGUGGACGGAAAGUCAAAAAUCUGGAUUAUUCAGAGGCCCCAACACUGACGCAAGAAGCAACAUGGGCACGGGUGGUUAUGAAGGUGCUAUUCAGCUUUAUUAUCUUCUGGAUCCCAAGAUGUAUCUUCCUAUUGCUUGAUAACAGCCAGUAUGGCAGCAUUCAUGAAGCCGCUGAUGGUGUGACAGAGAUCCUGACCUACUGUUUUGGAGCAUCGCUGGCGCUGCUUCUUGCAAAUUGCUGUGAAGACUACAAGACAGAGAUGAUGUUCAUGCUGUGUCCGUUCAUGUGGUACCAUCGGAGGGAGCACAAGAGAAGAUAUCAGAUCAAUCAACCUAAUAGAGUCACACCUGGAGUUACUCCAUUAACGAUGUAUCGCCAGUAUUCUAAUAGUUCUCUUCACCCAAGAUGAACUGUUUCACAAAAAUAAUGACAAACUGCAAUGCUUUUGUGAAAAUUGCUUGCAAUGUACAGUACUAAAGAUAAGAAGAGAUAAAUAGAUAAAACUAGUGUGAAUACUAAAGAUACACUAGGAUCUACACCACCAACAGAGUUUUGAAGAUUUCCAUUUUUCCAUUGUUUCUCAAACUGCACCAAGGGAAAACACAACUUGACAGCACCAUAUUGUUAGAAGGAUAGACUCAAGGACUUGUUUAUAGGGGCAAAUAUGAGGAGUGUGUAUCAAAAACUGCCCUUGAUGCCUAGCUGUGUUAUGGAAUAGCGAACUACAUCUUGACAAUGCUAGACCUAACUGGACAGUUUGUAAGAAGAAAAGUUCUGCAUACUAUAGGAUCGGAGUCAUUUAAUCUCAAUAUUACUCACAAAUUUUGAUACUAAACCUUUGUUAUUUAUUCCAGGACUGUCUUUUCAGUCGAGUUUUAAAUGUUUCCACAAUCAUUAUAUACAAUGGUGGAUCCAGGGAUUUAAGAAGGGGCUGACUAUUACAACGGUUUUACCUGGAAUGCAGGGAAAAGGAGGUUGGCUUACUAAAAGAUAAUGCCAUCCCCUUCACCAUCCCUGGAUCCUCCCCUAAUGUAAAGCUACUUUAUACAGCAACAAGAUGUAUAAUCAAUCGAUCAUCUGUUAUUCAAAAUAUUAUAUCAAAGAUUCCUAAAAAAGAGAGAUUUCUAUUUCUAUUUAACAAUUAUGAGAGAAUGAACAACUUGUUCUGGCCUGUGAUAGCCAUCCUUAGGAAACCAUGAGUAAAAUUCUGGAAACAAGUGACAGAAUUUUACCCUCGGAUUCCCCAGGAUGUGUGAUAGUAAGCAUUGUUUCCUAAGACUGGUAGGAAGCUAGUAAAUGAGAGUACCAUAAUUAUAUUUGUGUGAGUUAACUAAAAAUUAUUUUGAGAUACUUUAGUCCAAGUACAAGUUUUAGUAAUUUUAUUCUGAAUUCUGAAUGAAAGCAACACUAAAAUUAGCUACUAAAGUAAAAAUUUUUGUAUCUUAUAACACUUCUUAUAGCAUGAUAAAAAAUUAGUAAAAUUCAGUAUUACUAGAGUAUCAAUAUCAGAGCACUGAGAAUGGAAGAAUAUUUAUAGUUGAUUGAUAGUAAUUAAUUUAAGUAUAGCAUGUAUCUAUAAGUCUGCAUAAACGCAAUAAAAGCUGAAAAAUUAAA
Messenger RNA from Actinia tenebrosa (Australian red waratah sea anemone), 2650 nucleotides. RefSeq names its product galanin receptor type 1. The record is from RefSeq and is a predicted model, not a curated record. Gene Ontology annotation, molecular function: G protein-coupled receptor activity. Gene Ontology annotation, biological process: G protein-coupled receptor signaling pathway. NCBI's taxonomy places the organism in Eukaryota, Metazoa, Cnidaria, Anthozoa, Actiniaria, Actiniidae. Gene Ontology annotation, cellular component: membrane.